Thermothielavioides terrestris NRRL 8126 is the source of this 1980-nucleotide messenger RNA. RefSeq lists its product as uncharacterized. The record is from RefSeq and is a predicted model, not a curated record. Bases 463 to 1887 code for a protein of 474 amino acids. Gene Ontology annotation, cellular component: membrane. Gene Ontology annotation, molecular function: sphingosine N-acyltransferase activity. Gene Ontology annotation, biological process: ceramide biosynthetic process. NCBI's taxonomy places the organism in Eukaryota, Fungi, Ascomycota, Sordariomycetes, Sordariales, Chaetomiaceae. The transcript has 4 exons.
CACCAUUUUGCACUCCGGACCGAAGCUGCCCUGUAGUUCCACAGUAACUAAACUACUGUAGACUGCCGCAGGGGUGCAGCACAGCAACCCGCAAUCUGCAACCCGCAGACCGCAGACCGCAAUCCGCUGCCCUGUCGCCCGUCCCGUCGUCGCUCGUUUUCCUCCCGGGACCCAUCGCCGUCGUGCCCAGCCCCGGUGCUCUGAGUACGGCGCGCCUCUCAGCCCAGAACACGCAUUUGACAUUUUGAACCUGCGAUUGUGUGGGCGCCCCCGCAUCGCGACCUACGUCCCGGGGUCCCUACGACACCGCAGAGUCUCAUCACAACAACCCCCGGCCCCCGGCUGUUCCGAGACCCGAAACCUCCGCCGGCACCGUCUCGAGGGUCUCGUUUCCUGCCCAUUGACGCCGCUCCGACCCGACCAUUGGUACUGGUACAGCGCCAGUUGAUGGACGUGCCGACCAUGAGCUCCCCUCCCGCCACGACCGCAAGCCAUGACGGCACGGCAAAAUCCUCCUCCCUCCCGCCCCGGCGGACCGGCAAGCCCCAGCACAUUAACGGGCCGCUGUACAGGCAGGCGAACAGCAAUGUCGUGCUGAUUCGCCGCCCUAAGAGGAAAAACGAGGGGCCCAUGAAGCAGCUCGCCCGGUGGUUCGUCGACAACCAGAUUGGCCUGUCAUUCAACCUCCUCGCCCUGCUCUUCCUCGCCCACGGCAUGCCCCGCGCCAGGGACUACACGGCCAAGUACUUCACGCUUUCGUACUACAACCCGAGCACCGGGAAGUACGGGCUGGGCUGGGCCGACGGCCACUUCAUCCUGUUUUGCGUCGUCGUUCUGACCGGCCUGCGCGCCGCCACCAUGGAGAACAUCCUCGCGCCUCUCGCCAAGUCCCAGGGCAUGUCCAAGCGGAAGGACAUUACCAGGUUUAGUGAACAGGCCUGGAUGGUGCUGUACUACAGCGUGUUCUGGCCCCUUGGUUUGUACGUCUACCGCCAGUCGCCAGCCUACCUGGACCUCCGUGAGCUGUGGACCGGCUGGCCAGACCGUGAGGUUACCGCGCUCGUAAAGGGCUAUUUCCUCGCGCAGCUAGCCUUUUGGCUCCAGCAACUUAUCGUCAUCAACAUUGAGGAGCGCAGGAAGGACCAUUGGCAAAUGUUCACCCACCACGUCAUCACGAGCUCCCUCAUGUAUGCCGCAUACCGAUACGGGCAUACACGGGUAGGCAAUCUCAUCCUGGUCCUGAUGGAUGUGUCGGACCUGGCCCUCGGGUUGGCCAAGUGUCUCAAAUACCUCGGCCACCAGACCAUGUGCGACAUCAUGUUCGGUGUCUUCAUGUUCUCAUGGCUAAUCGCACGGCACGUCCUGUACCUCUGCGUGUGCUACUCCGUCUGGGCCCACACCCCCGAGAUCAUGCCGACUGGCUGCUUUAAGAGCGCUCAGGGCAGUCUCACCGGACCGUUGGAGCCCCCAACCGACAAGGGCCUGCGGUACCUCCUGGAGCCUCUCUGGGAUUCGGAGGGCUUGUUCUGCUACAACGACUCGGUCAAGUGGGCCUUCCUCGCCAUGCUGCUCUUCUUGCAGGUCCUCACCCUGAUCUGGUUCACCAUGAUCAUCCGCGUCGCCAUCAAGGUCCUGAACGGCUCUUCUGCCGAGGACGUGCGGAGCGACGAUGAGGCGGGCGAGGACGACGACGAGGACGAGUUCGUCUACGAGGAGGCGCAGCCGCUCGAGCAGGAGGUCGGCGUCGAGGAGAUUGACCUGAAGCACUGGGAGCGGCGGACGGGCAUUAAGAGGCAGACGUCGGUCACUACGGGUGUCAGUCUGCCGGGCCACAGCGACCGCAAGGAGCUCCUCGGCCGCAUCGGGUGUGAGAAGCAGGUCGAGUGAGGCUUGUGCGUCUGUGCGUUGACGAGAACGUUCAUGCGUGCCACCCAUCUACCUAGCUGCAUAUCUUGGCGUCUUGACGGGGAACGAACGGCC